This is a messenger RNA of Strongylocentrotus purpuratus (purple sea urchin), 1822 nucleotides long. RefSeq names its product peroxisomal coenzyme A diphosphatase NUDT7-like. Gene Ontology annotation, biological process: nucleoside diphosphate metabolic process; coenzyme A catabolic process. The coding region runs from base 270 to 995 and encodes 241 amino acids. Gene Ontology annotation, molecular function: coenzyme A diphosphatase activity; manganese ion binding; acetyl-CoA hydrolase activity. The transcript has a single exon. The record is from RefSeq and is a predicted model, not a curated record. Lineage: Eukaryota; Metazoa; Echinodermata; Echinoidea; Camarodonta; Strongylocentrotidae.
CAGACUUAAUCAGAAGAAGAAGAAGACUGCUAAAACUACAGUGAGAAUUUUCAAGUCUAUACUGGUUGUUCAUUGUAGGUCUACAUGACAUUUGGAUGUGCUUUGGAAAGCCAAAUAUAUGAUUUCAGUACAAGUUGGUUGCUGAGCCUGCAUGAGACUGAGUGCUGGUGUCCAUGUCUGGUGCUGGGAUUCUUUUCAGUCAGCUGAGCUGAGCUUGAGGCUAAUCCGUGCCUUGAUAAAAAACAAGAUAUAGAUCUAGUGCAGGUAACAUGGAAAGCCUCAACAAAUCCACUAUCAAAACCAGACUCCAGGAAAGAGACCUCAGUAAAAGAUUGCGAGAGCCAGAUAUAUUGUUGUAUGCAAGUCAGAAGAAGAGAGCAUCAGUUCUUUUGCCUUUGAUACUCUGCCAAAAUGGAGUCGUUGAGAUACUUCUGACAGUGAGGGCGGCCCAUCUCCGGAACGAUGCUGGUGAUGUCGCCUUCCCAGGUGGUAAGCAGGACGACGAGGAUAAGGAUGAAACCAUGACAGCACUGCGGGAGGCUUGGGAGGAGAUUGGUCUUCACAGUGUGGACGUUGAGGUGGUGUCCCAGCUUCCUCCAAUGAUAUCCCGUACAGGAUACUUCAUCACACCAAUAACAGGAUUCAUCCCUGAGACCUUUGAACCCAAUAUCAACCCAAAUGAAGUAGACGAUGUCUUCCGUGUACCCCUCAUUGAUUUCCUCUUGCAUGAUCACCACAAGUCACAAAAAACGCCAAAUAAAGGACGAUUCGCUUGGCUUCACUUCUUUGAACACACCAUAAAUGGCAAGAAGUUUAUGACUUACGGUUUAACAGCGUAUCUCUGUAUCCUAGCUGCUUGUGUCGUAUACCAGAGAGCUCCAGACUUUGAAAUGGAACCAGGCUUCGAUCAUGAUAAUUUAGCUCAGGGUUUUAUAGACCACAUGGAGAGGAACAAGAAAGAAGACAUGCUUUCAUCUAGUGGAAGCAAAUUAUGAAAUGAAUCAUUCAGAGACAGUGCGUGUGACCAAGUUCACUAAAGUCUCACAAUCAUAAUUUCAUUACAGGAGUUCGUAAUCAACAGAUGUGUUUAGUUCUUUCUCUAUUUUUGCAACAUGUACACUUGAAACCUCGUCUUUUUACCAUAGACUGUAGUUUUUAAAAUUGACAAUCAUUUGUCACCUAUCUGGGGCUAUCAUUAGUUUGCAGUAAGUCUGUAGAACAGAUGCCAUUUAAACAUGUUGUGAAUUCGACAUGCGUUUUAAUGGGGAAUCGGGGAUGUCCAUGAUGAACUUGAAUUUAUAAUGUUCUUGAGGGACUAGCUAGUCGAGCAUCUGUUGUAAUUUCAGAUACAAGUGCAUCAGUGCUCACCCUGGUAGGCUGGUUAUAAUAUGGAAAGGUUGGAUGUUGAUUAGUAUAGAUGCAUUCUUUGUUAAAUAGUCAAGGUUUCAUGUUUUAUGCACCACAACAUUCCACAAAGCUACCAAAUUUGGGGAAAAAACUAGUACGAUGUAUUAAUAAUACUUGCAGCUGAAAUUUCAUUCAAAAUAUUGUAAGGAUUGAGAUCAUGAAUAUUGCAUGAUAAAUGACCAAAGUUGAACUUCUUAAAAAUGGUGUUUAAAUGGGAGAUAAUUUCAUUCUCCAAACUUGUCGUAACAAAUGUGUAUACAGUGGAACCUCAUAAAUAACAAGGUCCUUGGGACCACGGAAAUUAACUUAUGUUAGGAAUGUUGUUAUAUGAGGGUAAACAAAAUACAAAAAUGAAGAGCUGGAACGAGCAAAAUCACCUUCUUAUAACAGAUACCUAUAUCUGAGCUCUUUAUAA